GAUAAUUUUACAAUUGCCGAUUAUAAUUGCUUCGAUAAAUCGGCAAUUGUAGUUUUAUGUUGUAGUUAAAUGAAAUUAAAAAAAAAUAUUCGCGUAACUUCAUGGAGUUAUCGGAACGAAGAAAUCAGAAUUCAAUGUCUAACUGCAUAUCGAGUUUAAAAUAUCCUCAGCGAAAGUGAUACCAGUCGUGCGAUGAAUUAUGAAUACCAUUUUCAUACACAUCCGCCUGUGUCAACAAUGUUUCGUAGUGUAAAGCGGCUUGACGAUGUACAUACUAUGCUUUGCAUAUGAUGCACGGCCACGCUUCCCUUUUCACCGUGUGAGAAUACUCAGGGAGUAUCGCGAGACAGACGUUCAUGCUAUGGGGAUAGCAAUGGGAGAGAAAAGAAAGAAGAGAAAAAAAAAAGAAUGAGGGUAGAAGGGGUGAGAUUUUACAACGAGCCUCGGUAAGAGUGAUUUACACCUUGGAAAAACUCUCUGACAUUUACGAUACCUACUCGCGAAUUAUUUAUAGCGGCUGCCUGACGAUGUGUAAUCUACAAACUAUACUUUUCUACUUCUUCCUCAGCUUUCUUUCUUUUCAUAAGACUGACAACUUAACCUGACGAUAUCAGCAUAUUUUUAUCGUCUUACAAUUUGACAUUUAGUCAAUAAAAUCCAACGGAAUCUUUCCAAAGUUUCUUAAUCUUUUUCCAAUAAGUUACUCGUUAAAUUUGAAAUAUAUCACCCGGUAUGCUCACUCUCUCGUCGGUGACUAUUUUAUACAUCCUUGACAUUAAUAUUUUGUCCGACCAUUUUCAUAGACGGAGCUCCAAUUAAUUUUAAUUUUAAAUCCGAAGUGUGAAGAAGAUUUGUUUGGACAUUUUUCAUUGAGCAUAAUGAACGAUCUAGUAUACAUUAGAAAUUAAAUAUUCAGGCUAGAAAACGUUCGCCAAGUUUCGUCUAACUUCAACGUGAGCUACGCAAGCGCCAAGAGGAGCUUAGAAGCUUUUUGCUCUCUUCCUCCUCUUCCUCACUCUUCCUUCCCUCUCUCUCUCUUUCUCUCUCUCUCUCUCGCGCGCUCACUAUUGAAAACUAUUAUGCACUUAAAGUCCUCUACGGCUCUAGGCAGAGUGCAUAAAGGUGUAUUUAAAUAAAAUUACUUUAUGUGCGAUUGGCAGAAAGCUUCGAGAGAGCUGCCAUGGUUGCCAGUGCUUUGCGAUGUUUUGACUACUCGUUACGGGCUCAUCAUGAUGGACGAAAUUCUACCAAAGACUCUAUACGUCGGCAAUCUGGAUCACAGUGUCUCUGAGGAUUUAUUGUGCGCGUUGUUCUCGCAGAUCGGUGUUGUCAGAGGCUGCAAAAUCAUCCGAGAGUUUAUGUGCAGUGCGAACACAAGUUUUUACUGUUGUUACGGUGCCAUGUUCGAAGUAAAGAUGACAAUCGUGCUGGUUUGCGCGCUGCUGAUCGGUCAGCACGUAGGAGCGGUGGUGAACAAGGCGUUGCCGCAAGCAUCGCCCAGCGAGAACCCCGAGGAGAAGAAAAAUGAGAUAAAAGCCAACGAAAGGAUAAGUAACUCUUAUGGACCACCCGCCGACGACUAUGGACCACCGAUUGUAUCGGUGAAUGGUGGUUUCAAUGGGCCAGCACCAGUCUACGGACCACCGUUAAACAUUAAACCUCAUUACGGGCCACCAAAACAAACUUUUGGCCCAACGAAGCUUCACUUUGCUCCGCUAAAACAGCACUUCGGACCGCCGCUGCUUUCCUUCCCUUCGUUUAGACCACCAAAACCACAGUAUGGACCACCGUUAAAGUUGAACACGCCUCCACUCGCCGGUUUCCCACCAGUAUCGUCUUUGCCAAAUCAUUUGGGUCCCGUUAAGUCUGGACAUGGACCACCCAUUCCUGUAUCCAUCGAAUCUUAUCGACCACGACCCGAACCGCUUCCUCUUCCAGUGAAUCCAGAGUAUGGACCACCUCCUCCUCUACCACCUCCUCAAUUACAUAUUCAGUACGAGUUGAGCAAUGCUAAUAUUCAUGGACCACCACCUCCACCUCCCGCAGGAGUUCCAGCACCUCCCACUCCACCUGAUAUAAUGUACGAUGGAUGGCAGCCCAUAGCUGGACUCGCUAAUCAAAAACAACAAGGACCACCAUUGAAACAAUAUUCGUCCUCCGACGGCCAUCGUCUUAAGUACGUCGAAGACACGACGAAUCCGAACGUGCCCAGUGACUCUUACGGUGUACCCAUCACUAAUCCAGAAGCUCAACAUCUACAAACUUCCGUCCGUGAAUCCUCUGGCGAUAAAAAUGGAUUGCCUCCACCACCGUUGCCAGUGUACGACGGUGAUCACAGUUCGCAUACUCACACAUCGUCCUCAUCAUCCUCCUCUUUCCAUUCGAAUCAUCAUCAACACAGUCAUCAGCAAUCAAACUUGAAAUACAACGUUGGAAACUCGGACUCUCUUUCGAUAGUGAAAACUGUGGGUUUCGAGUUGCUGCCCAAUACUGAAUCUUUGACCUCGGAUCUUCAAAGUUUGUCUCACGGAAGCAAUUCUGGUGUUUCCUCGUAUGAACACUCGUCAACGUCUCUGAACAUCGAUGGGGACUCGAAUUCGGGACUUUCUGUAUUACCGUUGCAAGAACUGGAUGAAUCGCCUCACGACGUUUCAUUUGGAAAGGGAGAAUCUCAUGGAGAUCAUAAUGCGAACGAUAUCACCUUGCAACAACUACCGGGAUUAUCACCAGUUAAUUUCGGAAAGCCCAAUGGAAUCGUUGGCGGUUCUUUGCUUCCACCACCUACUGAUUCUUAUGCAGCACCACCACUCUCUUCGUACUCACCAGAUGGACCAUAUCCAGCAGCUCAAUCUGGUCGAACUGGACCAACCUUCCCACCGUUUGGAUUUUUCGGUACUUCUUUUCAGAAACAUGGCUCGCAUCAUCAUAGAUUUCACGGACAUUUUAGAUUACACGGUCCACCUUCGUCACCGCCAGCAUCUUUAAUACCACCUAGAAAUCGAGAACCGAUCAAAUUUCGAGAGCCAGUUCCCGUAGCACUGAUAUCCAAUCUUCAUCGUUAUCUUCCAUCGUUACCUCCUAUUGAUCUGACAAAGCCAAUUAAAUCACACGUUCCUCAUUUAUCGUUCGGUCCUCAGCUACCUAGUUUGAAUGCUCCUCUUUCCUUUCAUCAAUCGUCUGAAUCCGAUCAUUCCUUAUCGAACACCUUCUCUAACAGUGGAUCUUUCGGCAAGUUCAAUUCUCACAGUUUAAAUUCUCCAAUGGCUGCACCCAAUGCGCAAUACGGAACUCCAUUAUCUUUCACGGAUUUUAACACGCCAGCUCCGGUUCCCACCUAUGGUGCACCCAAUUUUGGACCAGCUUCUACAUUCGGUUUCACGUCGAACGGCUUUGGUACAAAUCUUUACGAUGGAAUAGGAAAUGGUCUGACCAGCGUUUAUGGAACACCCGUGAUAAAUCCACCUCUAACGAUACCUUCUGGUGAUUGUAAUUAUCAGCAGUUCAACAGUGGCACGGACUUUGGAUUUGACAAGGGUACCAAUCAUUUAUUGCCACCUUCUGCUCUUCCAGCGUUACCAAGUUCGACAGAAGAGGAAGAUAAUUCUUUACUCAAAUCACCAGCUCUACCUUCACUUUCAGAUUCCUUGAAUUCGUAUAUUGCACCACCUGUAAACACGUUAGAUUUGGAGAAUUACGAGCAACAGAAAGUCGGUUUGAAAGAUAGUUACGGAAAUCCAAUAGGCGUUUCUUACGAAUCAUCGAAUCAAGCGAUCGAUUCGGACGUUCAAAGUAAUGAUCACGUUCACUCGUCGACUUCCGGAGUGAAGAAUAUUUUAUCUCUUUCCUCUUCGUCAUCAUCAUCGUCGUCAUCGUCAUCAUCGUCUUCUUUUUCUUCUUCAUCUUCAUCUUCUAGUCCAUCCCAAAGUUCCUUCUCUUCUGGAAUACCGUUGCACCAGCAUGGAACCUCUGCCGAGGCCUUGACAGCUAGCUUAACGGCUCAAGGUUAUGGCGAGACUAAGAGUCUUAGUUCGAACGAGGUGGAUGCUAGUCAAUACUUGAAGACUGACGAAGGGAGCCAAGCAUUGGCUCUAGCACAAGGUCUAACUGCCGAAGGACCAAAUGGUUUCCAAAUUCAGGGAUCAAAAGGCACGUACACUCUACAAAUUCAACCUGCUGAUGGUGGAUUAGGAACGGAGAAUUCUGACGGUAGUAUAAGACACGAUCAGGUUCUUUCCAAUGGCCUUCUUCAAGAUAUUCUUGCGGCGAUCGAACAACCGGAUCAAGGUCGAGUCGAACUUCAAGGUCCACCUCAGUCUCAACCAUUGGAAGAAGUUCAUAAUGAUCAAUUGUCUGGAUCUAACAGCAUCUCCCAUCAGAAUGGACACUAUAUUACGAUUCAAAAUAAGGAGGACGAAGAGAUAAAUCAACUUAUUCGACAAGUCAGCGAUAGAAGUGGUCAAACGUCCAAUAACGACGAAGGAAAUUCAUCUAAAAACGAAGCAAUCGCUUUGUUCUUUAAUAAUCAAUACGUGGAUAACACGAGAAAGGAUACGAGAUCUGUGAGCAAAGCGGAGAAACAAGCGGAUACUUCGAUCUCCGUGAAGAAUCAAUAGAGUGAAACGAUAUCUUCCUGAACUUUUUCGUGAAAUAGUGUGCCUGUGAAAAUCAUCUAAAUGCGCGCUAAGAGAAAAUUGUGUCGUCACUUUCGAUAUCAAGAUAUGCUAAUUUAGAUUUCUUUUCUAACGAUUUUUAUCGAAACUAUAACUCUGUGUUAGAUUUUAGAUUUAUGGUGCUCCGUUAUUGUCUUCGAUCGUGUUGGAAGAUCAAAGAUAUCCUAAAGGAAUAAGAAGACGUGCUUCGUUCGUAGCGAAAACGAAACGAGAAACACGAUAGUCACUGAUCGAUUCGUAUUAAACGCGUCGUUGAAAUACCACUUGAAGUAAUCCGAGUAGAACAUGAGAGAAGUGAGAAAAGAAUCGAGGAGGAGUUUGUUCAACACUCUUUCUCGUUUGCUUUUGGAAAGAGGGAAAGUGAUAAUUACGCGUUGGCUAAUGUAUCGAUAACAGGUUAUUAGAUGAAUAAUCUGCUUACUUAAGAACAUCUCACCUCGAGUUACUCGGGUGUUACGAGUAUUCUUAGAAAGUUUAAAGUAUCAUUAUCGUUCUAAUACCAUUCUUUAUUUAUUUUCUUUCUUUCACCGAGAAAUUUUGAGAAAGCAGGUCCUAUUAUCAGGACAAACUUAAUUGCGAUAUACUAAAUAUCAAAGAUGCUUCAAGCUAUGUGGCCUGAAGCUAACGUGUCUCCUCAUCGAUACAUUUAUCUAUUCUAGGUCAAAUAAGAGAGAGAGGCUAUGUGUAGAGAAAAAAGAAAGUUAAUGAUUAAGGGAGAUUUGUCGAUUCUUCAUUCUCGUUUAAACGUCUACGAAUUUUGGUAUGCCCCUUCAAAGAAGAAAAGAAAUCGAAAGAUGAAACGAACCGACUCGUGAUCUUUAGGAGAAUCAACUCCAUGUCGCACUUUCGAUCGACGAAUCUAGGUUAUCGGGGUACGGGCUUUGACUCGCCGUCGUGAAAUGUGUGUUACCGUCGCUCUCUAACGUUCGCCGAUUAUACGCCGGUACACGCUCGAACCUCCUUCGUUCAAGGUGAAAGUUCAAAAUCUCAGUUAGCAGUCCCUCGGUAACCGCGAAAAUCGUGUCUCCCGUAGAACAUGUUUCUUCGUUCUGUGAACUCGUUCCUUUUCAAGCGAUAUAUGUGUAUAUAUAUAUGUGUGGUACGUAUAUAUGUAUAUGUACGUACAUACAUGUAUCACACUUUGCUUACUUUUGCGUUUAAAAAAUUGCAAUGAAUUUUAUUUUGAAACUACAGAAUUUUCGUAUGCUCUCUCCGAAUAGUCAGAAUUCUCAGACAAUUUGUUACUACAUCCUUCGAUACCUUUCUUCACGGUGUUGAUCAGCGAAUAGUUAUGCAUAAUUCAGUGAUACAUCUUAGAUGCAUAAAAUAAAUAGAGCGUGUGCUUUUCGAGAAAGACGCUCGUUGUUACGAAGUAUAAUAACUAUGUAGUGACGCUAUUGCCAAGCCAUAAAGCACGUCCACUUUACUCUUAUUUCGCGUGCACCAUAUUUUUUUAUCGAUUAAUUUAUUUUUUUUUCUGUACAAAGAGAAGAGAGCUCCGAUACAAGGGGGCCCGAUGUUUGUCCACAACGAGAGAUCACUGAAAAUCACUCGUCCGAUGUAUAUGUCUGUGUGUGUGUGUGUGUGUUAUUAUUUUUUUUUUUUUAUACAUCGCGCGAACACGCGUGUAAAUACACGAAUACCUUGUAAAUAGA
Vespula vulgaris is the source of this 6325-nucleotide messenger RNA. RefSeq lists its product as uncharacterized. NCBI's taxonomy places the organism in Eukaryota, Metazoa, Arthropoda, Insecta, Hymenoptera, Vespidae. The transcript has 4 exons. Gene Ontology annotation, molecular function: RNA binding. The record is from RefSeq and is a predicted model, not a curated record. The coding region runs from base 1146 to 4613 and encodes 1155 amino acids.